This is a messenger RNA of Megalopta genalis, 2131 nucleotides long. The record is from RefSeq and is a predicted model, not a curated record. Lineage: Eukaryota; Metazoa; Arthropoda; Insecta; Hymenoptera; Halictidae.
UACUUAAAUUUUUAACAUAAACUUAGAUAAAAAUGCAAUUUAUAACAUUAAGGAAAAUUUGUAUAUACAUUUUAAUCAAAUACAUAGUAAGUCACUUUUCAUCUCGAAUUCAGUCCAGUUACGAGCACAAUUUAUUAUGCUCAUUCAUUUAGUAUAGUAGUUACUAUACUUUACUAUAAACUUUAGGCUACUAGAAGUAGUAGUAGGUGCAAAUAUGUAUGUAGAUACAUAUACAUAAUCUAAAAUACUAUUGUUUGAAUAUUUGAAAUAUAUGCGGCAUUUUCUAAGGUUCUUCUACACUCAUUUGACUCAUUUCACAGCGAAUCGCCAACAUCCUGCUGUGCAGCAUAUACAAUACACAUUUAUUUUCUUAUCAACCGUUGCUAUAUAAACAUAAACAGAAGUCACAUUACUCGAUUAAUAAUCGUACCUCUUUUACGCAGAGCAAGAAUAAUUAAUAAAGAAUACUUCUCAAAACAUUUAGAAAAUCUUGAACAAUUAUGAGUUACUUGAAAAUCAACGAACGAGGAAAGAAUCAAUACGAGAACCUUGGCGAAGUUCGUAUCCAUACCUCAUUUUGCCAUGUUUUUAGCUUAUCUAUUCUGGGAUUUUGCAUAAUAUUUUUAAUAUUAUCAGCAUGGAAUUUUAAUAAUGUGAUCAUUGAAACGAACAAGAUCCAUGUAUAUUAUUUGCAUUCACAACGUUCACCUCUAUAUGUCGUAUCAGACAAAUUCUUAUCCUUUGGGCUUGAUACAAGCUUAUUACGACAUAUACAAAAUCUUCCAAUUGAAAAUGAAAAGUUCGUCAAUUUAGCCCGACAUCUCGCACCUGCUUAUGUUCGAAUAGGUGGAACAUCUGCAGAUUGUCUAUUUUUUAAUCAGACGAUGCAGAUAAUUAAUGAAACGGCAAUUAGUCCUGUGAAUGGUGAUGAUAUAAGUAACUUUACAAUCACCGAUGUAGAUUUCACAAAUUUAUACAAUUUUGCAACGAAAUCGAAACUACGCAUGAUUUUCGAUUUAAAUGUAUUAAUUAGAGAUGCAAAUAAUGCGUGGGACGAUGUUAAUGCUAGGACUAUAAUCUCAUUUGCCAAGGAAAAUUACAUGAAGUUGGAUUGGCAAUUAGGAAAUGAACCGAAUUCAUUUUAUCAUGUGUUUAAUAGAAGAGUGAACGCAACUCAACUUGCAAAUGAUUAUUAUCAAUUAAGACUGUUAUUAAACAGAUUAGGAUAUAAUGCAAGUAUCCUUGUUGGUCCAGAAGUGAACCGUGUAGGGGAGAGUAAUCAUUUUGGAGAGAAUUAUGCUGAAACGUUUUUAAAGAACGAUAAAAACAGUGUAAAUUAUGUUACUUGGCAUCAGUAUUAUCUGAAUGGGAGAGAAGCUAAAAUUGCAGAUUUUCUUAAUAUUGCUACAUUCAAUUAUCUACCAGAACAAAUUAAAUCUAUGCAGCAGGCCAUUGCAUCAUCGGGAAACAAUAUUCUUAUGUGGUUAUCAGAAACCAGUACAGCAUUUGGUGGAGGUGCACCAGAAUUGUCAGAUAGAUUUGUAGCUGGAUUUUUAUGGCUUGAUAAGUUAGGAUAUAGUGCUAGUACUGGUGUAAAUGCUGUUACCAGACAGUCGCUGUUUGGCAAUAAUUAUGCUAUGAUAGGACCAAAUCUUGUACCAAAUCCAGACUGCUUGGAAGGUGUACGGCUCUAUGCCCACUGUACCCCUAAGAAAGCAUUAAUUAACAGAGUUCCAGCAAUUACGAUAUACGGAAUCAAUAUUAAUAAGGUUCCUUCUCUAAUAAUUAUUCGAGGGAUCGUUCCUAUACUUGAUAAAAACGCUAAGAUCUUCGUAUAUGCGCUAACUUCUGAUUAUCUUCAAUCUAAAGAUAUAAAGAUGAAUGGUAAAACAUUGAAAUUGCAACCCGAUGGAAGUUUACCACCAUUCCCACCUGUAAUACUAGAACCAACAGGAUCAAUUGAAUUGCCACCCUACUCCAUGGUAUACAUGGUAAUACAUGGAGCAGAGGUUCCAGCAUGUAAAACAUAGGUAUUGUGCUAAAAAUCAACAAAAGCAUACACAGUUUUGUAUAGUAUGUUUUUUAUAUAUUAAAAGUUAUCAUAUGGUCUAAUAAAACAUUUUUACAAUUU